Messenger RNA from Lodderomyces jiufengensis, 1179 nucleotides. RefSeq lists its product as uncharacterized. Lineage: Eukaryota; Fungi; Ascomycota; Pichiomycetes; Serinales; Debaryomycetaceae. Bases 1 to 1179 code for a protein of 392 amino acids. The record is from RefSeq and is a predicted model, not a curated record. The transcript has a single exon.
AUGAGAAAAACAGAUUCAACUAUAAAUAGUAUAUUAGAUAAAUACGAUUUUGGCAACAAAGAACAACAAGAUUUUAAACAAGCACAGUCAUAUAUCAAAAGUGAACCAUUAUUAAAUCAAAAUAAGCAUGCAAGAGAUAUUUAUAAUUCCAAACCAUGGGAUGGCUCAGAAUCAACUCAUGACUCCAAUUUAAGAAUGAUCAUAGACACAACCCCUAAACCAAUGAAUGAUCCGAUGAGUACUUUUAAAGCAAAACGUAAAAGGUCGUCAAAUGAUAGAUUAUCAACUGCAAAAGACAUAAGUUUAGAUUACAAACUUAAUAAAUCACCAGAGGAUAAAGAAAAAGAAAAAUUUAGAGAAAUGUACAGAGAAAAACUUUUAGGUCCUUCAAUGUUUUUGAAUAAAUCUUCAUUAUCUUCUAUAGAUUUUGUCGGUUCAUUAGCAGGUAACAAGAUAAAUGCUUCAAUAAAUCAACAAACUGGAAAGUUUGAUUCACCAGAAAUGAAUAAUGUUAGAGGUAAACCAUUAAGUAAAGAACACUUGAAAAAUUGUACUGAUACCAACUAUUUUAUGAAUCAAGUGUUGAAUAAACAAGAUAUUUUACCUCCAUGGAUUGAGAACCAACAGAGCCUAGGAAAAACAAUUGUUGCAUUUAGGGCAAAUUUGGACGAAAUGUGGUUCAAAUGGAUUUUAAAUGAUUCAAUAAUGCAAAAUAUUGUGAAUCGAGCUAGUACGGUUGAUGAGAUAUUGGAUUAUUAUGAGAUUAAUAUUUCCAAAAUUACAAUGGAAGAUAAUUCAUUGAGUGAUUCUGAUUUAAACUACAUUGAUGCUAAAGUGAAUUUACUAAACUCGGAAAUUAGACAUUAUAAUUUACAAUGUCCAAGUUUAAUAGGUCACAAGCACAAAUUAAAUAAAGACAAAGAAAUCAAAGAUUCAUAUUGGAGAACAUUAGAAAACUUCUCAUCAUUAAUUAUUCCAUGGUUUAAUAUUCACAAAAAAGCUAAGAGAAAUUCAAGAUUAGUUGAUAGGAAUAAAUUAAGUGGACCAAAUAAAGUUUUAAAAGCUUUAAGUCUCAAAGGAUCACCUGAAAUUCAUGUAAAUACAGAAAUAGAUACCAAGUUGCAUUUAUGGCAAGCUGUAAAAGAUAUAUUCAAAAAAGAUCAAAAAAGAAGUAAAUAG